AUGGCUGGGGUGGUGCGGUCCGCCAGCCUUUCCUUCCCGCUGUCCCGUGGGGACACGGCUGACGUGGCGGAGACCCUAUCCUCGGCCUUAGCGGAACCUCUUCCAGAAUGCAGCACCAGAGUGGUCCGGAAGCCUGGGCAAGAAGAACAUACCACAGCAGAGAAGUCUCCUGGAGCCUAUUUUCUUCCCGAGUUUGCACUCUCCCCUCAGGGAAGUUUUCUCGAAGAUACAACGGGAGAGCAGUUCCUCACCUACCGCUAUGAUGACCAGACCUCAAGAAACACUCGUGCAGAUGAAGAUAAAGACACCAACUGGGAUGCCUGGGGUAGCUGGAGCGACUGCUCCCGGACUUGCGGGGGAGGGGCGUCCUACUCCCUGCGGAGGUGUUUGACGGGGAGGAACUGUGAAGGGCAGAAUAUUCGAUACCAGACGUGCAGCAACCAUGACUGCCCUCCUGACUCAGAGGACUUCAGAGCCCAGCAGUGCUCCGCCUACAAUGACGUCCAGUAUCAGGGGCAUUACUAUGAAUGGCUCCCGCGAUAUAAUGAUCCCGCUGCCCCCUGUGCGCUCAAGUGUCACGCACGGGGACAGAACUUGGUAGUGGAGCUGGCACCCAAGGUACUGGAUGGAACUCGCUGCAACACGGACUCCCUGGACAUGUGUAUCAGCGGUGUUUGUCAGGCGGUGGGCUGCGACCGGCACCUGGGGAGCGGAGCCAGGCAGGACAGCUGCGGCGUGUGCGCCGGCAACGGCUCCACCUGCAGGCUCGUGCGGGGACAGUCCAAGGCGCACGUCUCUCCGGAGAAAAGGGAAGAAAAUGUAAUUGCUGUUCCCUUAGGCAGUCGAAGCGUAAAAAUUACAGUGAAAGGACCGGCCCAUCUUUUUAUUGAAUCAAAAACACUUCAAGGAAGCAAAAGGGAACACAGCUUUAACAGCCCUGGAGUAUUUGCUGUGGAAAACACCACAGUUGAAUUUCAGAGGGGCUCAGAGAGGCAGACGUUUAAGAUCGCAGGACCUUUGAUGGCCGAUUUCAUCUUCAAGACCAGGUACACGGCGGCCAAGGACAGUGUGGUCCAGUUCUUCUUCUACCAGCCGAUCAGUCAUCAGUGGAGACAAACCGACUUUUUCCCCUGCACCGUCACAUGUGGAGGAGGUUAUCAGCUCAACUCGGCUGAGUGUGUGGAUAUCCGCUUGAAGAGGGUGGUUCCUGACCAUUACUGCCAUUACUACCCCGAGAAUGUGAAGCCCAAGCCCAAGCUGAAGGAGUGCAGCAUGGACCCUUGCCCUUCGAGCGAUGGCUUUAAGGAGAUCAUGCCCUAUGACCACUUCCAACCCCUUCCUCGCUGGGAGCAUAACCCUUGGACUGCGUGCUCCGUGUCCUGUGGAGGCGGCAUUCAGAGGCGGAGCUUCGUGUGUGUGGAGGAGUCCAUGCACGGAGAGAUACUGCAGGUGGAGGAGUGGAAGUGCAUGUAUGCGCCCAAACCCAAGGUCAUGCAGACCUGCAACCUGUUUGACUGCCCCAAGUGGGUUGCCAUGGAGUGGUCUCAGUGCACGGUGACAUGCGGCCGAGGGUUACGGUACCGCGUCGUUCUGUGUAUCAACCACCGGGGGCAGCACGUCGGCGGCUGCAACCCACAGCUGAAGUUACACAUCAAGGAAGAAUGUAUUAUCCCCAUCCCCUGCUACAAACCAAAAGAAAAAAGUCCAGUGGAAGCUAACUUACCGUGGCUGAAACAAGCCCAAGAACUAGAAGAGCCCAGAAUAGCAACAGAAGAACCAACGUUCGUCCCGGAGCCCUGGGCGGCCUGCAGCGCCACGUGCGGGCCGGGCGUCCAGGUCCGAGAAGUGAAGUGCCGCGUGCUGCUCACGUUCACGCAGACGGAGACCGAGCUGCCCGAGGAAGAGUGCGAGGGCCCCCGGCUGCCCACCAGGCGGCCGUGCCUCCGCAGGCCCUGCGACCGGAGCGCCGCUGCCCAGGAGGACGGCCGCGUGACGUACCACUGGGAGUACGCUGGCUUCACCCCCUGCACCGCCACCUGUCUGGGAGGUCAUCAGGAAGCCAUAGCCGUGUGCUUACACACCCAGACCCAGCAGACAGUGAGUGACACCUUGUGUGAUACGGUCCACCGCCCUCCAGCGAUGAGCCAGGCUUGCAACACGGAGCCCUGCCCACCCAGGUGGCGCACAGGCUCUUGGGGGCCCUGCUCGGCGACCUGCGGCGUCGGGAUCCAGACCCGUGAGGUGCACUGCCUGUCCCCGGGGGAGUCCCCGGCCCCUGCCGAAGAAUGCAGGGACGAAAAGCCCCACGCUCUGCAAGCCUGCAAUCAGUUUGACUGCCCUCCUAGCUGGCACAUUGAAGAAUGGCAGCAGUGUUCCCGGACCUGCGGCGGGGGCACUCAGAUCCGAAGAGUCACCUGUCGGCAGCUUUUGACCGAUGGCAGUUUCUUGAGUCUCUCGGAUGAGUUGUGCCAAGGACCCAAGGCGUCUUCUCACAAGUCCUGCGCCCGAACAGACUGUCCUCCACAUUUAGCCGUGGGAGACUGGUCGAAGUGUUCUGUCACCUGUGGCGUUGGAACCCAGAGAAGAAAGCAGGUGUGUCAGAGGCUGACAGCCAAGGGCCGGCGCGUUCCCCUCAGCGAGACGAUGUGCGGAGACCUCCCGGGGCCCCCUCUCGUAAGAUCUUGCCAGAUGCCCACGUGCGGUAAAAUGAAACCAGAGGUGAAGACGAAACCUGUUGAGCAGGGGCCGCAGAUCCUCGGUGUCCAGAGAGUCUACAUUCAGACAAGGGAAGAGAAGCGCAUUAACCUGACCGUCGGGAGCAGAGCCUAUUUGCUGCCCAACACAUCUGUGAUUAUUAAAUGCCCAGUACGACGAUUCCAGAAAUCUCUGAUCCAGUGGGAGAAGGAUGGCCGUUGCCUGCAGAACUCCAAGCGGCUGGGCAUCACCAAGUCAGGCUCACUUAAAAUCCACAGUCUCGCAGCCCCUGACAUCGGCACGUACCGCUGCGUCGCAGGCCCUGCCCGAGAAACCGUUGUCCUAAAGCUCAUCGGUACCGACAACAGGCUCAUUGCGCCCCCGGCCCUCGGAGAGCCCGUGAGGGACCAUCCCGGGAUGGACCGCAGGGACGCCAAUAGCUUGGGAGCCACCUGGCAGAAAAUGAGGCAGAUGUGGGGUCACAAAAAUGAGCUGUAUCCGGACGAUGGCCAAGUUGCUCACCAGCCUUUCCUGCGAGCGCUGUUGGGCCACUGCAGCAAUUCUGCGGGAAACACCAACUCCUGGGAGUUGAAGAACAAGCAGCUUGAAGCGGCAGUUAAACAGGGAGCUUACAGCAUGGACACGGCCCAGUUUGAGGAACUGAUAAGGAACAUGAGUCAGCUCAUGGAAACGGGGGAGGUGAGCGAUGACCUUGCGUCCCAGAUGAUCUACCAGCUGGUGGCCGAGCUGGCUAAGGCACAGCCAGCGCACUUGCAGUGGAGGGGCGUCCAGGAAGGGGCGCCUCCCGCGGCUCAGCUAAGGGGGGCCACAGGAAGUGUGCCCCAAGGCCUGGAUGCAGGAAACUCAGGCAAGCUGACGUUCCAGUCAGAGGGACCUGUCCUCCUGAGGCACAGGCAGCCCACCUCGAUCUCAUUUAAUAAGACGGUGAAUUCGAGGAUCGGAAGUACAGUAUACAUUACAAAAAGGACGGAGGUCAUUAACAUCCUGUGUGAACCCGUCACCCCCAGCCAGGCCACGUAUACUUGGACCAAGGAUGGGGCGUUGUUAAAACCCUCCGACAAGGUCACUUUGGAUGGAAUGGGGAAGAUGCAGAUACGGAACCCCACAAGGAAAGAACAGGGGGUAUAUGGAUGCUCUGUAGCCAAUCAUCUCGGUUCUGACGUGGAGAGUUCUUCCGUGUUGUAUGCAGAGGCGCCUGCCAUCUUGUCUGUUGAGAGAAAUAUCAGCCGACCAGAGCACAGCCAUCUGUCCGUUGUGGUUGGAGGCACCAUAGAGGCGGCCCUGCAAGCAGACGUGACAAUCCGCUGCCCUGUAAAAGGUGUCCCUCAGCCUAAUAUAACUUGGUUGAAGAGAGGAGGACCUCUGAGUGACAAUAUUUCCUUGCUUUUCAAUGGAUCCCUGUUGUUGCAGAACGUUUCCCUUGAAAACGAAGGAACCUACAUCUGCACAGCCACCAACCCUCUAGGAAAGGCAACGGCAACGUCUACACUCCACUUGCUGGAACAAAGACGGUUGGACAGGAAACGUGGAUUUCCCAAAGACCAUAAAAAGCCUCCGCUCCAGGCAUCCAACACGGGAGCCAGCAGCAGUGACACAACCGGAGAGCCCGUACCUUCAGAGCCUUUCUGGGAGCUCGGUAACUGGACGCAUUGUUCUGCCACCUGCGGCCGCUCGGGAGCCCGCAUUCGGAGACCCCGGUGCAUCGUGGCCAGCGGGCAGGAAGUGAGUGAGGCCCUUUGCCGUCACCUCCAGAAGCCGCUGGCUGGGUUUCAGCCCUGCAACGUCCGGGACUGCCCUUCGAGGUGGCUCACAAGUGCGUGGUCAGGGUGCUCGGCCUCCUGCGGGGAAGGAGUCCGCAGUCGGCAAGUGACCUGCGUGCGCACGAAAGCCAACGGAGCCACGCAGGCGAUGCCUCCGAGGGCCUGCGCUCCCGGGGACAGGCCUCCGGGAGGAAGGCCGUGCUCCGGGAGCCCCUGCGGCCAGGGGGCCGUCGGACCGGGCGGCCAGUGUCCCGCGCAUUGCCUGGGUCGCACAGUGAGGAUGCCACAGCAACGUGCCACUUGCCAAGGCCACAACAGCUCUGACUCGGGCUGUGACGACAGAAGCAGAGCCACCUGGAAGGGGAACUGCUCCUCCACGGCAUGUGACGUGUGCUGGCGCCCCGGCCCGUGGAGGCCCUGCACGGCGGCCUGCGGCAGGGGGUUCCAGUCUCGGAGGGUUGACUGCGUCCACGCCGGGAGCUGCCGGCCGGUGGCCGAGAGACACUGCGUGCGGAAGAAGAAACCGGCUUCCUGGCGACACUGCGUGGGGCCCUCCUGCCACAGGGCCUGCAGGGACGCCUUGCACCACUGUCUGUUCGUGCAGCGUCUCAAUCUCUGUUCGCUCGAUGUCUACAAACAGAGGUGCUGCCGCACGUGCCGGGAAGGGAAACCUGUGGACGGGCCGUAACGCUGCUGUGAAGAGGAGGCAGACAUGUAGAAGCUCCUUCCCCAUGUAGCUGGUUCAAACACAUGUUAUUUCUUUAAAAACUCUAGAUUCUGCAUUCAAACCGAGGUCGAUGCAAACUCGCCGCUGGUGGAAUUUUGUGCUGUGGCCGGUCUUUAACUCCAGCUCUUUGACGUGAUCCAUUCUGGGACCAAGAGACGGGCCGUGGCAGGUGUGCCUUUGCGCGGGGGACCUCCCCGCAUCCUUCUAAUCAGGAGGUCGCCCGGGUCCCCAGCGCGUGGCCAUGUGCUUCCUCCUGUGACGUGUCGCCUGAUAGCGUAGGACAUCCUGAAGCCUUGAGGGACGCACAGCAACUGGUGCCUUCCUCUUCUCUCAAGUUUUAGGGUUUCAACAGGUUCAUAAGGCAUUCACACUUUAGAAGCUCCGGCCAGUCACUGCUAAGGUGGCGUGAUUGGCAUUUCUAUGGGUCCUGAAGUGCAGGCCGUGGAUAGGAGGCAGUCUCCCUGGACAGGUGUCGCACGGACUGACUCGCGGCUGCUGGGGGCGGGGAGCGGCGGCUUGUCCUUACUCUUAGGGAGCGCGUGGACGAAAACAGAGUAAACCUUGCUGCCGUCUUCACGACCACAGAGAGCUAUCUGUGACCGCAUGAGGCAUCUUGGAAAUCGAGGGAGCGGGAAGGGUCACCUUUUCUACUGAUUCUGAAGUGUAGUCAAAGCUUUCUUGUAAGAGCUGGGAAUGAAACUUCUUCUGAGCACUAUUCUCUUGCACACGAACAGAAAAGCAAAGCCUUAUUAGACCUAAUUUAUGCACAAAGUAGUCUUCCUAAGGGUUCUUAUUUGGGAAAAUUAUAAGAAAGUAAUCUAAAUAUGAAGCACGGUGGUUGAAAAGACUUGUUUAUGGUAAAGAAGUGUUUUCAUUCAAAAUGAUUUGCCGGUAAAUCCAAAGUGGAUUUGGGGGGCUGGAAGUUACAGUUAGGACUAGACGUCAGAGUUAGGAUUCGGUGAGUAAGUGUAGGGUUCGUUUUAGUUUUAGGAUUGGGUUAGCUGGGAAUGGAAGUUAGGUGAGGGUCAAGGCUGGAGUUGGCUUUGGGGGUUGGGUCAGGGUUAGGGCAGAGGGUGAGCCCGGAGCAAAUGCCUCUGCGGAAGUGCUCCGGGGCUAGCGUGGAAGUGUCCGUUCGAAAGCCCAUUUGGUCAUGGGGCCCCUCCCCUUACUUCCCACGAGUCACGGCUUUAGAUGGUACAGGAGCCCAAGUAAGCGGCCACCCGCCCUCACUCGGCAUCCCGGGCACCUGUGUGCGUGCUGCCUGCAGCCCACGGGCCGCGGCAGCGCCUGAAGCGGGUGGCCCUGGACCUGAUGGCGAAGACGUGAGCAGUGCGUUUGGUCUUUGGAUGUGUCCGCGGGCAGGCUCGCCGAGUCUCUCGACCACGUUCUGAGCGCCAGCUCUCGUGUUCUGACUGGAGCCUCACGGUCACUGGCGGUGAAGACUACUGUACGUGGGGGGGUUUGGCGGCCGGGAUGGAUGGAUGGGAACGUCAAGGGCACACACCAGCCCGUGGGUUGUGAAUCAUCAGCCACCCUCGAUUGUUGGAGGUUUUUAAAUUAAAAGAAAGAUCAUUUGUAAAAUACUCUUUGUAUAUAUUUAUUAUAUGACUUAAAGGUGCAAUAUUUUAUUUUGUACAGUAUGUAAUAAAGACAUGGGACAUAUAUUUUUCUUACUAACAAAAUUUCUUAUUAAAUUGCUUCACCUUUGUAUUUAAAGUUGCUAUUUUUCUUGUACUUUUGUUACCAUUCAAACGACGUUCCUGUGUACUGUAUUUUACUACUGUUUCUAUAACAUAAGCGUUAAUGUGUCCUUCAUGCCCCUUAAGGUGAUU
Molecule: messenger RNA, 7034 nt
Organism: Hyaena hyaena (striped hyena)
Lineage: Eukaryota; Metazoa; Chordata; Mammalia; Carnivora; Hyaenidae
Gene: ADAMTSL3
Product: ADAMTS like 3
Exons: 29
Coding region: 1-5163 (1720 amino acids)
Biological process (GO): extracellular matrix organization
Cellular component (GO): extracellular matrix
Molecular function (GO): metalloendopeptidase activity
Source: RefSeq, a predicted model, not a curated record